CAUCGUCUGCGUUUGAACAGUUCCGCAGACGAGAACGUGACAGAUCAGGAAUUAGGGAUGCCCAACAAAAAAUGAGGUUUACUUAAGUGGUGGCAGCUGUAAUGUAACGUUAUAAUUACUCUAUUCUGAUAUCAGACUUACUCAUCAGCGAGAGAAAAAAGUGGAAACGACAAAGAAAAAGGAGUGAUCUUUUUACAAUUCGAGUAACGUUUCGUCACAUCUUCCUUCCGCGUGUGCUAGACAGUUCAUUGUCCAAGAUGGAAUCAAUCGCCCUGCCAAAACGAGAGAAUCGUUUUUGAAAUAGUGUGUUUUUAUUAACGCCACAAAGGCAGCGCACCGAGCCGUCAGAUCGCGUUCCAUUGCCUGACAAGGCUAAUUUUUUAAAGACAUGGCGACCUUGCGGGUCUGAAGGUAGGAGGUAAACCCAGACGACCGAGCCCAAGGCUGGCGAUGUGCUCCAAGAGAAGGCGAUAUAAUUGCGGAGAUUAUUCCCUGACACCCUCUAACGAGACCACCGGAAUAAAAUGACGUAUAGUGAUCGAGUACAAAGGAUCUUGAAACCAACUUAGAUUUAGAUCAGUUCGCGUGUUUCACGUUUUUCAAGUAGUUUUUUUCCUUUCGAGAGAGCACCAAGGAUUUUCACGUUCGCGUUUGCAGACGACAUUUCCGACCAAUGAGCGUCCAAGUCAACACUAACGCCACCGCCUGAAGGGAUUCUUGAAAACCAUCUUAAGAACUCAAGAGGGCUAGCUCCAUUGAAAAAGAAACAGUUGUUUAAAAGGCAACAACUUAUAAAAAGAUGAGAAAGUGUGCUUCCACCAUCUGACAGAAUAUAAACCAAGAUAAAAAUGUCGGUGGUGUCUUUCCGUCUCAGGAGCGCGGCGACAUAAUGGUAGCAGUUUUCCGAAUCAGCUUCCUUUUGAUCGUCUGCUCGUUGUCGUCUUUGAAUGGAAGAAUCGCCCAUCCAGGUGCGCUGACUGUCGUAGCUCUAGGAGCCAACAUCAUUUGCAACAAGAUUCCCGGCCUGGCUCCGAGACAGAGGGCCAUCUGCCAAAGCCGGCCCGACGCCCUCGUGGCCAUAGGGGAGGGGGCCAAGAAGGGGCUCAGCGAGUGCCAGUGGCAGUUUCGACGGAUGCGCUGGAAUUGUACGAACAUAGGGACCAGCCACUCUAUCUUCGGACACGUUUUCCCCGUAGGUCGGUACCCAGGCAGCCGCGAGGCCGCUUACGCCUACGCCAUCAGCGCCGCUGGCGUCGCUUACGCCAUCACGCAGGCGUGUAGUCAAGGCAACAUGACAAGCUGUGGCUGUGACAGGCGGAAGAUGGACGGUCGGUUCUCUCCCCAGGGAUGGAAAUGGGGAGGGUGCAGCGCAGAUAUAAAAUACGGUCUCAAGUUUGCCCGAUUGUUUGUGGACGCUCGGGAAAUAGAAGGAGAUGCAAGGUCACUUAUGAACUUACAUAAUAACAGGGCCGGCAGAAAGGCAGUCAAAGAGAACAUGGUCGUAGAAUGCAAGUGUCAUGGCGUCAGCGGAUCUUGCACAAUGAAGACAUGUUGGACGACGCUGCCGCCUUUUAGAAAAAUCGGAGACUUUCUCAUGAAAAAAUACAGACUAGCAAAGGAGGUCGAACCAAUCCGAAGCCGGCGUGCUAGGAGGCCUCUUUUUCUCAAGUGCAAAAAAUCAAAAAAGCCGGACCGUAAACCUAAAAGGACGGAUGUAGUAUAUCUGCAGAGGUCGCCUAAUUAUUGUGACUAUGAUCCCUUGACGGGGUCUCUGGGGACGCGGGGGAGACGCUGCAAUAGGACUUCAGAUGACACAGACGGUUGUGACUCGAUGUGCUGUGGCCGAGGUUACAACACACACCAGUACACGCGCACGUGGCAGUGCAACUGUCGCUUCCAUUGGUGUUGCCACGUCACUUGCAAUGAGUGCCGAGAGAGAACAGAGGAGUACACGUGCAAAUGAACGCUAUCUCCUACCUUAUCUCUCCCUCGCUCUGUCUCUCUCUCUGUUCCCAACCCUGCGUUAAUUUCCGAGAUUUUAAUUGCUGAUUUGAUUUAAUUUGACCAACCGCACAAUUCUUUAUGGAAGAAAACGACCAAGCACAACUGAGAAUGGCACGCGUCAGCCAAAGAGACGCAACAGUGAUGGUUCACAUGAACUACGAUGUUAUAAAGCCUAAUGGGAUGUCCCUAAACCCACGAUGCACUCAAUAUGCUUACAAUCUGACAAGACACCGCAUUCAAUAUAGAUGUGUCGACCGUAUAGGACACAGACAAACAGCGCAAUUCCCGGUGGCUUGUUUAGAGAACAAUCAAGUACUAAUCUUUUCUGUGCUUAUAUGAAAUAGGAAUUUCUUGAACGAACAAUGGAUAUGUGUCAUUUGUCCGGUACAUCAGAUUAUGGCUGAAAGCGAGCUUCGGCUAGGGAUUGUCUUGAAGGAGUAACCACGUGACAGUUACAAAUUGGGACCCCUCUUUCACACGUUCUGGAGCAAAACUACUAAACAAAAAUAACUGGGACAACGCAUUAAUUUACCCCAUUUACAUACGGAGACAUUUUAAAGCAGAAGUCAAACAUUCUCCCACAAUGAGAAAAUUAAAAAGAAAACAGAAUCCCGGACAGCAUUCACUAAAUUAGAAUUUUGGCGACAAUGGCGCUGUGUGACCCAAACGUGUACAGUGACCGUGCACGACACGUGCGUUGUGGAGGGGACACUGGAUGGAACAGAUACGAUCACUAUUCCACAACACUACAGUCGGACAAGCAACAGGUUCCUUCGUCCCAAUAUCUGUAACUGCGUAGUCUUGUUUGUAUCCAUUGUUAUUUGGAGCUGCGCGCGCAGUGGCCCAGAGUGACGGCACAUUCCUUCACUCAUCCUCUCUCUCUCAGCGGUGUCACCCUAGCUGCUGGGAGUGAAAACAAGGUAACCCGAUCGGCCAUCAAAUUCAGCCGAGAUUGUAACACGGGAUUGGUGAGGCAUGAAACGCGCGUCCCAGCCCCUGGUGUCUGUUUUCUUCCAGUGCCAGGCGUUUCUCGAGGCUUCCCUCGCUCCGGGUGACCGGCCUGAAAGGACGCUCGUUAAAGAUCAGUGGUUGCCAUUUGCGCAAAGAGAACACACGCAGACUUCCGAAUCACAAGGUCGAUUCACAACUCCCAAACGGGAGAAAGAGAGCAUAAAAACUGCUCUUUUGAAUUGUUGCUUUUCUCAAAUAGAUAUCUACUUGAAUGAUACGCGACACAAUGACAUUGGCAAUGGAGCAAUAGUGUGCUUACGUAUUGGAAUGGAUACUUUGCGGGGCUACCCGACUGCUUCACAAUCCAUUGUACGUCAAACAAGUUGGGUGGAAUUUUAUUCUUCUGUUUCCAUGCACAAAGUUUGAUAGUAAUUAUAAUUCGAAGUUCCAGGUGUCAUUUAUUUAACUUAAAGUAUAUUUAUCUUAUUGGAGGAUUUCCCACCGUAACGAAUGGAACUCAUUUCUACCGUAAAAUGUACAGAAGCAAACAGUCAUAAUAUGUUUACGUAAUGAUUAUCAGUGUACAUUAUUUGUAACGUCAUGUAAAUAUGUGUAGAUUUUUCUCCCCAAUAUUUAUAGUCCCAAGGGGCACCUGUGUAUUGAUACAAGUAUUACUGAUGUACAUACCAUAAUUCAAACCCAAAUGAGUGCAUACUAUGUUUCAACUGUUUGUGCCUUUCAUCCUGAAAAGAGACUCGUUCCCACUGAUUGCCAAUGGGUGUGUAGAAAGCUUGGGACGAGGCUUGUGUUUGGAGAGUAACUCUGUAUAUGCCAAUAUGUUAUAACUUACAAUCUAUGUUCAUAACUGUUUCAGACGUAAAUAUAUUAUUUGUAAAUUUUGUAAA
Lingula anatina is the source of this 3860-nucleotide messenger RNA. RefSeq names its product protein Wnt-7b. Gene Ontology annotation, cellular component: extracellular region. The record is from RefSeq and is a predicted model, not a curated record. NCBI's taxonomy places the organism in Eukaryota, Metazoa, Brachiopoda, Lingulata, Lingulida, Lingulidae. Gene Ontology annotation, molecular function: cytokine activity; frizzled binding. Gene Ontology annotation, biological process: cell fate commitment; multicellular organism development; canonical Wnt signaling pathway.